AUGGCGAUGCGAUUUCCUGGGGUAGGCGGUCACGUCGAGUCGAUCGUUUACGGCGAGAGCACUCCCGAGGGGCUCCAAACGCUACAGAAGCCCACCACCGCCUGGGAGAUCCUUUUUUAUCUUGGCAUACAUUUCUCGGAGGAGUUGCUAUCGCAGUCGAUCACUCGUGACGCCUCCUUUACGGCUUUCGUACUCUCGAUGGGCGCGUUGAAGCGGUUUACCGCAUCUUUCUUCGCGGUGCGCUUUCCCGAUGCUUGGACUCCAUCCUCGGAGGCGCUACGGUCUGAAGUCGAGCGACUCGGUGGGGUUGCGUUCCAGCAAGGGGAAUGGCGGAGGGCGUCUGACGUGGGGCUGCGGGAGCUGUGGAUUUUGCUCUUCCUCGAGCUAUUUGACGCGUCCUCGCGAGUGCGGGGAUGGAGCGACGAGUUUGAUCGUCCGCUAUGGGGUCUUGGUCUCGUGGAUGAAACCUCGAACGCCCGGGAGCCGGCGGUAAUGGAUGUCAAGAUCGGCUUUUUACGAUACUCCCCUCAUACUCCAAAAGAAAAGGUGGCGCGUAUUGAUCUAAAGGAGGAAGGCUCCAUUUGCCGUAAGGUUGCCCUCCGUCCAUGCGGCUUUCGGCGCUUCAUCCAUCGUAAUCUGCCGUGUUCGCAGCACACCACAACGGAAGUGGAAGAGUUGGAGCGGCCGCUUUUGUUUGUCAUCCGCGAAGACGAGCUUUCCGCGCUGCUGCGGUGCUUCCCAUCGACGGUGGUGAGCCUCACAGGUGGAAAACCCGCCACCGGCGCUCCACGUCGUUCUCAUUGGUUGUGUGUAAAGGACUGCCUCGACCGUAUUACGGAGGAUCGUCGGAGAGCCAUGCGAGAAGCGAUUCAGAAUCUUCUUUCUUUUUUUCAGGAAACCAUUGAGGGGCGGCAUUUGAUCGAGACCAUGGCUUUUGUCUCGUCCAGCGUGCUAUUUGUGUAUGACGCCGCAGGGGGUGUUGAAACGGUACGGGUUCGUUUGAUCGAUUUCGCUCGCUCAAGUUAUCGUUACUUGAACUACGACGAGCAAACCAUCGGGUUUGUUGAAGGGCUUCAGAACUUGGUGAAAUAUCUAAGCAGCCCCGUCCGUUUACGUGAGGGGUUGAUUCAAGCUAAUGGAGAGGGUGAUUCAUAG
Molecule: messenger RNA, 1155 nt
Organism: Phytomonas sp. EM1
Lineage: Eukaryota; Euglenozoa; Kinetoplastea; Trypanosomatida; Trypanosomatidae
Source: the annotation of a GenBank genome assembly